Molecule: messenger RNA, 2727 nt
Organism: Hibiscus syriacus
Lineage: Eukaryota; Viridiplantae; Streptophyta; Magnoliopsida; Malvales; Malvaceae
Product: putative DNA (cytosine-5)-methyltransferase CMT1
Exons: 21
Coding region: 104-2653 (849 amino acids)
Cellular component (GO): nucleus
Molecular function (GO): methyltransferase activity; chromatin binding
Source: RefSeq, a predicted model, not a curated record
UCCAUAUUUUCUCUCUAUCCAAACAGUAAAACAGAGAGAGAAUCCUUCACCCCUCUCUCUGUUUUGUGUCUCUCUCUGUCUAGUAUCGGGGACUGUUUCGGAAAUGGGGAAGGGUUCUGAACGAAAGCGUCAAAAUAAGUCCGAUGAAUCUGUCGAUUCGGAACCCGAAACCCGAGACCAAGGUGUGACUACUUUGUUGGACCCUACCAAAUCGAAAAAAGCCCGAAAAGUUGUAGCCGAUUCCGACCUUUGUCUCGUCGGUCCGCCCAUUGCCGCUGAUAAAGCCCGAGAACGAUGGCCGCAGAGAUAUCAGUCAAAGAAUAAGGUUAAGAAGCAGGCUGUAACUGAGACUUCAAAUGACGAGGGGGAUGAGGUACUACAAGCAAGGAAUCAUCAUACAGAGGCUAUGGUUGAUGGUUGUCUCUACAAAUUGGGAGAUAAUGCAUAUGUUAAGGCAGAGGAUGGCAGUCCUGAUUAUAUUGCCAGAAUUGUUGAAUUCUUUGAAACAAUUUACGGGGAGCCGUACUUCAAAGCUCAAUGGUUUUAUAGAGCUGAAGAUACCGUUAUCAACAAGGAAAAUGCACAUUUGAUCUAUAAGAGACGUGUGUUUCUCUCUGAUAUCCAAGAUGACAAUCCUUUGAACUGCAUUGUUUCCAAAGUAGAAAUUGCUGAAGUUGCACCCGAUAUUGACUUAGCUGCUGAGGAGGGAAAAAUCCCUGAAUCGGGUUUAUAUUGCAAUAUGAAGUACUCGUUACAGCACUUAACAUUCAAAAACAUAUUCACUGAGAUUUCUAAAAAUAAUAGUGGUACAUCUUCAGUAGUUUCCAGUGAAAGUGAUUCAAAUGAAUGUGGUUCAAACAAUACUAUCUCAGAAGCUCAGAAGUUUGAUAAGUCGCAGAAAUAUUUGCUGGAUCUUUAUUCUGGUUGUGGGGCUAUGUCCACUGGCCUUUGCAUGGGGGCCUCCAUAGCUGGCAUAAAGCUUGUCACAAGGUGGGCUGUUGACAUAAAUUCUUUUGCUUGUAAAAGUUUGCAGUGGAACCAUCCUGAAACUAAGGUGAGAAAUGAGGCAGCAGAGGAUUUUUUGUGUUUGCUGAAAGAGUGGGAAAAGUUAUGCCAACAGUUCUCCUUGCUUGAUCCAAACAAAUCAUUGGAAGAUUCUAGUGAAGUUGUUGAGGAAGUGGAUGAUGAUGACCAAGCAUGUGAAGAAGAAGAAAAGGAGGGACAAGAUGAUAGUGGCUCUGAGGAUUCUGAAGAUUUUGAGGUUGAGAGAUUGUUGGACAUUUGUUUUGGCGAUCCUAAUAAAAUGAGAAAGCGAGGAAUAUAUUUCAAGGUACGUUGGAAGGGUUAUGAUAAAAGUUAUGAUACUUGGGAGCCUGUUGAGGGCUUGAGUAAUUGUCAAGAUAGGCUGGAAGAAUUUGUGAGAAAAGGUCACAAAUCAAACAUACUGCCUUUGCCUGGAAGUGUUUAUUUUAUAUGUGGAGGGCCUCCAUGUCAAGGCGUUAGUGGGUUUAAUCGUUUUAGAAACUCAAAUGCACCAUUGGAAGAUGAAAAAAAUAAGCAGUUAAUUGUAUAUAUGGAUACUAUAGAGCAUUUGAAACCGAGAUAUGUACUAAUGGAAAAUGUCGUGGACAUAUUAAAGUUCGCUAAGGGCUUUUUGGGACGGUAUGCUGUUGGCCGUUUAGUUUCCAUGAAUUAUCAGGCUAGAAUGGGGAUGAUGGCUGCUGGAAAUUAUGGUGUUCCACAAUUUAGAAUGAGGGUUUUUCUGUGGGGUUCACAUCCUUCAGAGAAAUUGCCUCCAUAUCCAUUGCCAACUCAUGAGGUUUUUUCUAGAGGAGCUGUUCCAAAUGAGUUUGAGGAAAUACACGUUGCAUAUGACAAAAAGGAUACUUUUCAGUUGAAAGCCGCUCUCACUCUUGGUGAUGCAAUUUCUGAUCUUCCACAAGUUUAUAAUGAUGAGAGUCAAGACCAGAGGAACUAUGAGACAAAAGCUCGAACAGAAUUUCAAAAAUUUAUUAGAUUGCCGAGGAAAGGUGUAACAUAUUUAACGGUUGAUUCUCGACAUGUACCAUCUUCUGGAAUGCUUUAUGAUCAUCAACCUUUGCAAUUGAAUGCUGAUGACUUGGAACGUGUUUGCCAGAUUCCAAAGAAGAAAGGUGCAAAUUUCAGGGACUUACCUGGUGUAUUAGUUGGUGAAAACAAGAAGGUGGAGUGGGACACAACAAUGGACAGAGUGUUGCUCAAAUCUGGAAAACCAUUGGUGCCAGAUUAUGCCAUGAAAUUUGUCAAAGGGAGAUCAACCAAGCCAUUCGGUCGUUUGUGGAUGGACGAAAUUGUCAACACAGUGGUAACAAGAGCUGAACCUCACAAACAGACGGUCAUCCAUCCUUCCCAAGAUAGGGUGCUUACAAUCCGUGAGAAUGCAAGAUUACAAGGAUUCCCGGACUGCUACAAACUUUUUGGGACUAUUAAAGAGAGGUACAUACAGGUCGGAAACGCUGUUGCUUUUCCGGUAGCAACCGCAUUGGGAUACGCUUUAGGUUUGGCUUGCCAGAACUUAUGCGACGACGAGCCACUGAUGACUCUUCCUUUCAAGUUCCCGGAUUGCCUUGCACGGUCUUCACACAUGCAAGGAGACGAUGACGGUUCUGAAUGAAGUACAAACUUACAAACCAAGUAACAGUUUUGUUAAUGCAAAUGUAGCAGCUUCUUUCAGGGUGUUUUUACCCU